Molecule: messenger RNA, 8923 nt
Organism: Temnothorax curvispinosus
Lineage: Eukaryota; Metazoa; Arthropoda; Insecta; Hymenoptera; Formicidae
Product: SLIT-ROBO Rho GTPase-activating protein 1-like
Exons: 13
Coding region: 2297-6232 (1311 amino acids)
Biological process (GO): negative regulation of cell migration; signal transduction
Cellular component (GO): cytoplasm
Molecular function (GO): protein binding
Source: RefSeq, a predicted model, not a curated record
GCGUGCGCGGGAGGGUGGAGGAGAGCCCGCGACUAGCAGAACGGAGUGGAGUGGCGAACGAGAGGGCGAGAAAGAGAGAACGCCGAACGGUCGAGCGAACGUGCGAGCGAGCGAGCUAACGGGGACCAGAAAGGAGGGCGGAAGAAGGGGGAGAGACCCGUACUCGCGCGCUCGAGAGACCGAGAGGGAAAAUCCGGUUGCCUGGCGACGAGCCAUCUAGUUCGAUCCCAGCCAGCCACCCGACCAGCCACCCUCCUCCGGUCUCUCCUCGUCAUCGUCGUCGUGGUCGUCGUGGUCGUCGUCGUCGCAGGAGCGACGACACCGCUGUGCCGAGGGGAACGGUGCUCCGCUUCGCUCCGUUCCGCUCCACUCCAUUUCGUUCCGUUCUGUUCUGUCACCGGUCCCGGUUUUCUUCCCGAGAGCCGAGAGAUCGGCAGCGAGAGAGAGAGAAAGAGAGAAGAGAAGCUGCCCUUCUUUCUCUCUAUCUCUCUUUGGGAUCAUUUUCUCGCCGUUGGUCGCGUGGGAUGCGUCCGGUAUCGAGAUCGCGGAUACCGGACCAUUGUCAGCGCCUUCGUUUCCGAGCCGCAACGAGCUUCGGAUAAGUCGGGAAAAUGCUGUUCUGAUCGCGGCUCUCUCUCCGCGUUGCGAGGCGUCGUGUGUACGGGGCGAUUCGAUAUCUUGGACACGGUGGUCGUACGUCGUUGUCGGUGUGUGAACUUCCGACGCGGGAACAUUUCCGAAGGACGUUUUGCGCUGAGAGUUAUCCAACUGAUCUCUUCCGUGGCGCGAGUGUGUGUUUCAUCGGUGCUCGCCUGUCACCUCGACGUGACAGCGUGGGAAAUUGCGAGUAUUACGCCCUCGCUCUUUCUCUUUCUCCUUUCCCUUCGGCGGCGGCGCGAGGGAAAGAAAGAGGGACCGUGGCAAGUGCGUUUCCCAAGGACGUCGUCCCAGCGCAUCUCGCUGGACUGCGUGCGCGCCCACAGGUGAUGUCCUUCGCCUGCCACUAACAAAGCGAGAGGAACUGCGCCCGGCGUCGUUUUCGCCACAACGAAAUUAUAACAGCAAUGUUCUCGCGAAGAGAAGAAUAGACAGGAACCGCGGUGCGUUCCCCGUUCACGAAUGACUUCUCGAGAGGAGAAGGCAAAAAGAAAUUAGUUUCAUACGCACAAAUAAUAUUUAUUUACUCGAAAUAAAACGUAUUAAAUAAAUGUUGUGUAAAAUUAAGACAAAUAUAAAUGUCCAUCACUAGCAACAUUUUAACGCCCAAUUCGGAAUAUUGCGUCAAAUUGCAACUAGAUAUGCCACUGCGUCGCUAAUUAGUUGGAACCACCUAAGUUGAAAAGUACUGCAGCUAUAAAAGGAAAGAGAUAUUCAUUAAGAACGAGAUAAGAUUGAUAAUUAUUAAGAUAAUUACCAAGAAUCAGAAUCCUCUUCUAAUUCAUUAUAAAAAUACAAGUCAAAGGGAGGCUAUUUCGUAAAAGAGAAGAGAAGGUGAUGAAAUCAUUCAUUGUAGGAUUACAAUACGUACAGAAAAAAUUAAGAAAACGCGACGAGGAAGAAAGGAGAGCAAAGUAUAUCGAUGGUAGGAAGAAUUUAUGAGGGCAAUUUCUUUCGGCGAGAUCGACGACCCGAUUGAAGUGCACGAGGGGCAAUAAGAAGUGGAGACGAGGAAGAUGAGCCUGGACCGUCGUAGUUCGCGGAAUCUCGCAGGCAGGAUCGUCCUGGGGACGACGGCGGCCGCGGUGGCCUUCGAUGGAACGCCGUACGGUUCAACGACUUAGAGUUGCGUCCAUAGAGCUACGACUUAUACGUAACGUUCGCGCUUAACUGACUGCCCCUUUCCGGACCGUGGCGUAAUACGCGACGUAGCAUAAGAUCGCUAACUAUCGGAGAUCGAUGACAACGUAAAAGCUGAUUGAACAACGAAGAAAAUUCACGUUCUUUUUUUCCUUGACAUGUAAAUCUGGAAAUAAAUCGAAAUACAGGAUAGUUCCUCCCAUAGGAAAUCGAAUUAAAUCCGUCGAAUGAUAUGGCAACGUCUACAUUGGAAUCCACGACAGAGUGACAACCGUACAUUGAGAUCUACAUUAUUCGAGAUUAAAAUGCGAGACUCCUCUUUGACUCGCCGCGCAAUUGUGUUCGCGACUCGCGAUAGAGAUCUCGCAGAUACGUAAUUUAGAUUAAGUGCGCUUCGUCGUGAUAAGAAGAAACUAUCUUGUUUCGGAAGAGGCGCCGCAUUCUGGAAAAUCCUCGGAUCUCUUUCUCACAGACAGAAAUCUACGAAAUUCACGGCAUCAUGUUCCAGUGCAUCAUACAGCAGAGGAACGGCUGGAUCCAUCCCUACACUCCCGAUACCAAGGAUGUCUUCCCAGAUAUACGGCUACAGCUGAACGAACAGCUGAGAUGCCUCGACGUGAGGAUGGAAGCACAAGUCGCCCUCGUGGCCGAGCUCCAGGAUUUCUUCCGCAAAAGGGCGGAACUGGAGCUAGAUUACAGCAAGUCCCUCGAUAAGAUGGCCAGGAGCAUACAGUUGAGGCAUAAGGAGCAGAAACAAAAGCGGGAACAAUGGCCUCUGUUCUCCAGCUACGCCUGCUGGCAGCAGCUCGUAAACGAGACCAAGUCCCUCAGUAGGGACCAUGCCGCCCUGUCCGAGGUCUACAGCACCCACCUCGUGGGCCGUCUCAAUCAGGUGAUGGAGGACGUGCAGCGAAUUUACAAGCGUUGUCGCGAGAUCGGCUACGAGACGCACGAGGAGAUACUCCGGGUAUUACACGAGCUGCAUACGACGAUGAAGACUUAUCAGGCUUACCAGGCCGAGUCUAGGCAAGCGGAGACGAAGCUUCGCGUCGCUGAGCAGCAACGCAACAAGCUCGAAGUGGCGAACGCGGACAGCCGUGAGAAACUCGCACGCAGCAAGAAGUACAAGCUCAUUGAAAAGGAAGUCAACAAGAGGAAGAGCAAGUACCAGGAGGCGAAACUAAAGGCGCUCAAAGCGAGAAACGAGUACAUCCUGUGCCUGGAGGCUUCAAACACGACGAUACACAAGUAUUUCGUCGACGACCUGUCCGAUCUCAUCGACUGCAUGGACUUUGGAUUUCACAAUUGCAUAGCAAGGGCAUUGCUAAUGCACUGCAGCGCGGAGGAGGGUAGGCAGCGUUCCUUGCAAUCUGGCGCCGAACAAUUAGCUGCGUGCGUCGGUGCACUCGACUCUCGGGCGGAUAAGCAGAGAUUCCUGGAGUCUCAUCACGCGGCCUUCAUGAUUCCCAAGAAGUUUGAGUUCCAAGGACAGCGUGGAGAUGAGACGCCCGAACCCGAACUGCAAAAGAUGCUGCAUUCGGAGAUGGAACAACGAUUGCAGCAGCUACAGCAGAGGGUGACGUCGCUACGAACUGAAUCGGAGGAGGUGUGGAAGACUCUGGAGACGGCGGAGGCGAGUCUGCUCGAGAUGUUGACCGCCAAGGAUUACGAUUGCUCGAGAUACUUCGGUGAGAACGCCGUACCUACGUCUAGGCCGCCGGAAACGUUGCAGAUCAAGUUGCGAGCUGACAGACAGGAGACUGAAGAAUUCUACCUCACGAAAUUCAGGGAGUACCUUCUCGGCACGUCGAGAAUAGCCAGGUUAGAUGCAAAACAAGAGUACAUCCGACAGAGUCUGCUGGAUGGGUCGAACGCCAGUCCGAAUCCGUCGAUUUCCGCGACGAAGCAGAAACAAGCGCGUCGCAAGCGGAUCGGUCGCUUGCAGAUGAACGGCCAGCCAAAGCUGUUCGGCGGUUCACUCGAGGAGUACCUGGAGAGUACGAAUCAGGAGAUACCACUGAUCAUGAAGAGCUGCAUCCGCGUAAUCAAUCUAUAUGGCUUGCACCAUCAGGGUAUCUUUCGCGUGUCGGGCUCGCAGGUGGAGAUCAACAACUUCCGCGAGUGGUUCGAGCGUGGCGAAGAUCCACUUGCGGAUGUCACUGACGCUUCGGAUAUCAACAGCGUCGCCGGGGUGCUAAAACUCUAUCUAAGAGAACUGCGCGAACCCCUUUUUCCCAUUAUUUAUUUCGAGCAUCUGAUGGAGUUAGCGCAGCUUGAAUCGAAGCAAGACUUUGUCAACAAGAUGAAGGAGAUGAUAGCGAGUCUGCCGCGACCGGCUGUGAUCGUUAUGCGAUAUCUUUUUGCUUUUCUCAAUCAUUUGUCGGAAUUCUCGGACGAGAACAUGAUGGAUCCGUAUAACUUGGCUAUCUGCUUCGGCCCGACCUUGGUGCCUGUUCCGGAGGACAAGGAUCAGGUCCAGUAUCAGAAUCAGGUUAACGAACUUAUCAAGAACAUCAUUACGUUCUGUGAAGAGAUUUUCCCAGAGGAUAUUGGGGGCACUCAGUAUGAAAAAUACAUCAGCAGAGAACCCGACGACGUGGAUGUUGGAGAUUCGCCGACGGAACAAGUUCAGGAAGACAUGGACUCGGAAGUUUAUCCGUCCGAAGACGAAUCAGAGAAUCUCGAAGCUACGGCGCAGUUUGACUUCAACGCGAGGUCUGAAAGAGAACUGAGUUUCAAGAAGGGCGAUACCUUGACGUUAUACACGCAGGUCAGCAACGAUUGGUGGCGAGGCGCUCUAGCCGGCAGGGAGGGACUGAUUCCUGACAAAUAUAUUAUGCUCAAGAUAAAGGAUGAAGAGCGUGAAAAGGAACUUUUAAAAUCGUCCAGCGAGGAAUCUAUGCGUAGAAGAGCGUCCAGCUCGGCGGACAGCAUGCUGUCGAGCAAUAACUCGCCGCUGAUGGGCCCGUCGGCGAAUCCGAGCACUUGGUCGUCCGGCGCGGCGUCCGAUAUGUCAUCCGCCACGACGAACAUAAUAACGGACAAUAGUAACGCCAGCGGUAUUAUCGCGUCCGUAGUGACGAAUGUGCCCUGCAUCUCGUCGUCGGCGCAGCCGAUCAUCAGUCGAGAGGCUGAUUCCGUGACUCCGUCGAGGCCGGCCAGAGCGUCCACCCCUACGGAAAACGAGAAACACUCGGAGCAACAUAGACGGAACGCGGACGGCGUUCUCCAAAUCGCCCUGGAAAAUAACGUCGACUCCAUCGACGGCGAUUUCUCAAACUCCGUUCAACAGCAGCAGCAGCAGCAGCAACGAGGCGGUAGCAGCAACGAGGAGGUCACGAAUGAGGAUUCGGGGAGCAGUUCGGUGUUGGCAACGAUGUCAUCGCUGGACGGCAUCGUGGCGAAACGCGGCGCCGGCCGGAAGCAGCAGCAUUGGAAGUCGCAGAGCGUCGGCGAGAGCAUGUUAACCCAGCAACAUCAGCAGCUGCAGCAGCUGUCGCACGCGAACUCUCUACCGACUUCAACGAUGACGACGACGAUCGCUACGAUAACGGGGUCGACGACGACGACAACGACAACGACCACGACCAUCGUGACGCCAGAAGAUGAGUCGCAGGAUCCCCAGACGACGACGAACUUCUCGGCGAAUCGCGAGCUCUGGCAGCGUCGCGCCACUUCGCAGACGCAGCCGGGCUCCAAAUCAUCGUCCUACUCCCGUACGUCUCAGGAGUUCCGCGAGAUGCGGCAAAAGCACACGCCCGAUCUGGUGAUGGAUCUGCCGCUGUCGGCGCAGGACCCGGUCGGCAAGAAAUCCGCAUCGUCCAGCAGCCUGAGCAGCUCGGACGAGGAGACGAUGAUACCGUCGUCCUUGCUGGCGCCGCAGCAGCAAACGCCACUCUCGCGAGCGGAGGCGGCCACGUCGCCGACCGGCGGUCCGGAGUCGCCGGACAUGAGCACCGCCGCCGAGCGCUUCGCCAAGCAGAACCAGUGCACCCUGAAGAAGAACACGAAGACCGGGAAUUCGGAGAACGCCACCCCCGCCGGUAGCAACAAGCUGAAACGGAUCGAGACGGCGGAGCACGACGGAACGGGCGUAAUCGUCGUCGACGCGGAGAACGACGAGAUCGUCCGGUCGGCCAGCUCGAAUCAGAUCGCCGUCGCCGUCGCCGUCGACGGGGAAGGUGGAGGUGGAGGCAGCGGGGGAAUGCCGCUCAGGUCACCCCUCCCGCCGCGCUCCACCCCCAAGAUCGUCGCCAAAUUCGCCGACAUGCAUCUGACCGGCGGCAGCCAGGUGGUUUCGUCGUUCAAGCCGCAGGUCAAGGUCAAGCCGACGAUCCUGCGCAAACCGGUGCUGCCGUUCCCGCAUCCGCAUAUGAGCCCCGAGCUCGCGCGCAAAAUCGAGAAGCAGGCGCAAAGUGCGGAGCAGGCCAACUAGAUUGCCAUAUGAUCGCCGAGCGAAGCCGAGGAGGCUUACGUUUAUUCGCACGUGUUUGUCGGCACGCUUAUCACUCCGGCGAUCGCCGGGUGAUACCGUUCUUCCGGGCGUUUCCUCUCGAGUCACCGAUGAAAGUGAUACCAGGACCAGGUCGGUCGGCGAUACCGGCGCGCGUUUCGAGGAGACGCGCGAGCUCAUCCCGCGUCCCCUCGAGUCGCGGUCGCUCUCGAACGAUGUUACUUGACAAUAACCGUUCCCUCUCGCACGCGCGGAAUCCCGCGUGAGAGACGCGAAUCAUCCAGAGGAGACGCGAUAAAGAAAAAACAAAAUCGGACACCCAGGCCGUCGCCGGGGCGUCAAGCCGAUCGUGCCACGAGAUUUUUCGUGAUUUCGCCGUCUCGAGGCGCGUGUAGCGUGUAGAUUUAGAGCGAUAUACGAAAGCGCGACCACCCAUCGACCAGUUACUCCGCCCAGUCGCGAGGACUUCUACCGUAUUAAUUAUCGUGCCCAGGAAGAAAGGAAAGCCGCCGCGGGAUAGCGACGCGGGUCGCCGCGCAUGCUAAAUCCGGCGCGCGUUCGAGCGGGGCGCAUCGCGAGACCACGGCGCUAUCCUCGCGGAGGCGAGUUUAUUUUUUCUACAGAUGUUUUCCAUUUUCGCAUAAUUUUUUUACCAAAUGAUCCGCGCGAAGCGACGUUUCUAGUCAUCGAGCGAAGAUAAGAAUAAGAGAAAAAAAAAUGAGAAAAAAGAGCGAAAGAGAGAGAGAGAAAGAGAAGUGAGAGUGUGAGAGUGUGAGAGAGAAAAGGAACGAGAGAGAAAGACGUUUAGCAUCGAAGAACGUAAAUUUGUAACGUUGGACGUUGGACGACGGUAUAAUUUAUUUUUUAGCGCGUGCCCGAUGUAUACGCCAAUGAUGAAUUUUCCUGCUACUAUCACUAUACACUUGAUGAGCACACCGUUGCGAGUCGCGUGCCGCGACGAGCACGUUCGAUGGUUCCUUUAUGCGCGAGCGAGUGUAUGAGUUUGAAGAGGAAGAAGAGAGGAAAAAAGAAAGGAGAAGGAAUGGAGAGGGAGAAAGAAGGAGCAUGCCAUUCCCCACAACAACCUUCUCAUCGCCCAAGACAACUCUUUGGUCGUGAGUCCAGGUCUGUUUCUCGCAGAGCGGAAGUGAGAGUGAGAGUGAGAGAGGAGAGAGAGUCUCUCGGGGUCCUGCGAGUCCCGCGACUUUAUCGUUAGGUUUAUCAUAAUAGGGUACGUUACACUAAUAUGUAUACCGCGUGCCGAUCUUAAUUAUAGGUACUAAACUAAUCCAAACAGCGAUGUUCGAUAUAUUCGAGUUAAAGACAGAGAGAGAGAGAGAGAGAGAGAGAGAGAGAGAGAAAAGGGGGAAGGAGGAUCUAGCUAGGUGAUUAAGCCGUUGCUUAUUACAUUUCCGGUUCCGGUACCAACGAGCCGAGAGGAAAAGAGGAAGAGAGAGAAAGAGAGAGAGAGAGGAAGGAAAAAUGUAAAGAAACAGGAGACAACACAUCCUCUGCAACUCACCUCGAUGUUAUUUCUGCAUCGCCACCCUCUGUAAUCGAUCGAAGGGAGGAAAGAAAGGAGAAACUUAUACUCGUGAUUUAACGAUUAUCGUAUACGUGCGUUAACACGCGAAAAGAAAUGUAUACCGCGUAAGCUCGUAUUCGCGAGGAAAUCCCCGUUCGUUCGGCAGAAUUCGCGCGAAUCGACAGCGAAUUCCAGGAGUCGCGUGUUUAAACUUUAAACCCGCGCGACGCUCCCUCACUUUAUGUGUGUAUCGACUAAAUGUUUAGCACGCGUUAAGCGGUUCUGGCGUCGUCAGCGUUAUCGCGAUCUUUGUCAGAUAUCUCUAUCGAUAUCUGAACACUUACAAUUGAUUCGCGUCGAGGAUGUCGAGUCCUCGCCUUUAAUCCCACCGACACUUGAAACAGACUUUUAUCCUCUUACUGCCUCGAUAUUUAGAUAAUUUUUUGUAAUUGAAUCCGAAAUAUUCGAGGAACGCGAGUUCAUUCAAAGUUUCAAAGCGAACAAAGGUAAUUUGUAAUUCACGAAGAGGUUUUAUUUUUAGUAACGCGUAUCUGGGACAUGUCGGCUAUAGAGAAAUCGACAGAAUAAAUCUGUCGUUGAGAAUGACGUGUCGGCGUGUCGAAGAACCGUACGUCUAAUAAUUCGGGGGAAAAAACAACUCGAGAUAUGCGAUAGCGCUGGUUGACAUUAGGAUCGCUUAAGAUUGCAGGCGCUAUACCCACCGCACCUAUGAAAUACCAAAGCGAAAAGAAUACGCCCCUCGUUCACGUUGACUUGUACAAUGAUUUCGUAAUUAUCGAUCUUCGUAAUCGGUUUUCCGGUUUUCAAGCGUUGCCUCGUCGUUCUCUCCUUUUCUUUUCUUUUUAUCGUCUUACAUCCGUGGACUGCGUAUUUUGUAUUUAGUAAUCUCUCCAGUUUUUUUCCUUUUUACGCGGUGCCGACCGCACGCCGGACGAUAUACAUAUAUAAUGAUUUUUAAACGAAUCCGUAAGGUAAUUUAAUACGCAUUAUAAUAAUUUAGUGUAGCCACGUCUUAUCAGUGGAUGAUCCGAGAGGAGCGUAAUAGCUUAAUCGAUAAUCUCUCCCAUUUAAGGCUAAUGACACAUAUGGAUAUCGUAAUAAACGAACUUACAGGCUAUGUUAUAUUA